Messenger RNA from Zea mays, 1524 nucleotides. RefSeq names its product eudesmanediol synthase-like. The coding region runs from base 17 to 1354 and encodes 445 amino acids. Gene Ontology annotation, molecular function: terpene synthase activity; magnesium ion binding. Lineage: Eukaryota; Viridiplantae; Streptophyta; Magnoliopsida; Poales; Poaceae. The record is from RefSeq and is a predicted model, not a curated record. Gene Ontology annotation, biological process: diterpenoid biosynthetic process. The transcript has 6 exons.
GGCAUCAGAGCAGCGGAUGAGGGAGAGGGCGGAGCGGCUCAAGGCGCAAGUACGUCAGGCGUUCGAUGCUGCCAGCAUGGAUGUUGCAGGUCUGGUCACGUACGUCGACACCCUCGAACGCCUCGGCAUAGACAACCACUUCCGCGACCUGAUCGGAGGCGCACUGGAUCGAAUCCGAGCAGAAGAGCUGCCGGAGCACGGCGGCGGCCUGCACAUCGUCGCGCUUCGGUUCCACCUGCUCCGGCAGCAUGGGAUAUGGGUAUCUACAGAUGUGUUCGACGCGUUCAGAGACGACGCGAGCGGUUUCUGUUCGAGCCUCUGCAGUGACGACGACCCUAGGGGUCUCCUGAGCUUGUACAACGCAGCUCACAUGGCAGUCCCAGGCGAGGUGGUCCUCGACGACGCCAUCGCCUUCGCGAGGGGCCGCCUCCUGGACAUCCUGAGAGGCAGCAAGGUCAGGUCGCCGGUGUCGGAGCAGAUCACCCGAGCCCUCGACAUCCCCCUCCCACGAUUUACGAGGCGGCUGGAAACCAUGCACUACAUUGCCGAGUAUGAGCAUGAAGAGACACACGACGGCCUGCUGCUUGAGCUCGCUAGGCUCAACUUUGUCCUUGUGAGAGCGCUUCACCUCAGGGAGCUCAAGGACCUGUCACUAUGGUGGAGGGACCUCUACAACACUGUGAAGCUCCCGUACGCUCGGGACCGUAUGGUGGAGAUCUACUUUUGGACAUGUGGCAUGCUUCAUGAGGAGGAGUACUCCCUGGCACGGAUGUUCUUCGCCAAGACGUUUGGAAUGGUGUCACUGAUGGACGACACUUUCGAUGUCCAUGCCACUCUAGACGAGUGUCACAAGCUCAAAGAAGCUAUGCAGAGAUGGGAUGAAAGUGAAGUCUACAUUCUACCAGAGUAUCUACGCAUGCUGUAUAUCCAAACCCUUAGCAACUUCAGAGAGUUUGAGGAGAUCUUGGAACCGAACAAGAAGUACCGCAUGGCUUACACAAAAGAGGCAUACAAGCUGUGCUCCCAAAACUACCUAAAGGAAGCCAUCUGGUCCAGCCAGAAAUACCAGCCAAGCUUCAAGGAGCAUGAGGAGCUAUCAAUCAUGACCUCAGGUCUGCCGAUGCUCACGAUCCUAACGCUGAUGGGCUACGGUGAUGAGGCAACUCCGGAGGCGUUCGAGUGGGUAAGCAGUGUUCCUGAAAUGGUCCGCGCUGGUUCGCAGGUCACUCGCUUCCUCAACGAUUUGUCUUCUUACAAGUUGGGAAAGCACAAGAAGGAUAUGCCUAGCUCUGUGGAGACCUACAUGGUAGAGAAUGGCUUAACAGGAGACCUCAAGCAAGUACUCCCUCUCUAGACAAUACUCGCUCUGAUCACACAACCAGAUUGGCUAUAACGAUUCUCGUGUUGUAUUCAGCUUUGUGUUUCAUUAUAUAUGCAUGCUAUAUAUGUGAUAAAUGUACCCAUUUCUAUAUGGGUCGUAAUAUGAUAACCUGGAUAUGGAUAUAACUAACUUUCGGUGCUCAA